AUGGGUGCCACAGGCUUGGUGGCCCUGAACCCCCAGCGGGUGUGGCAAGUGUCCAGGACUGGUGGGCAGUGCCUCCGGCCGCCCAGUCUGACAGCCCCUUCUCUCUUGCAGGUCAACACCUUCACGUCCUUCGUGUGCCCCAUGGUGCUUAUCUCGGUCCUGAACACCAUCAUUGCCAAUAAGCUCACCGUCAUGGCCCACCAGGCGGCUGUGCAGGGUGAAGUGUGCACAGCGGGGGACCCACACAGCACCUUCAGCAUGUCCAUGGAGCCCGGCAGGGUCCAGGCCCUGCGGCACGGUGUCCGUGUCUUACGCGCUGUGGUCAUUGCCUUUGUGGUCUGCUGGCUGCCCUACCAUGUGCGGCGUCUGAUGUUCUGCUACAUUUCAGAUGAGCAGUGGACUCCGUUCCUCUACGACUUCUACCACUACUUCUACAUGCUGACCAACGCGCUCUUCUACGUCAGCUCCACCAUCAACCCCAUCCUCUACAACCUCGUCUCCGCCAACUUCCGCCACAUCUUCCUGUCCACGCUGGCCUGCCUCUGUCCCGUGUGGCGGCGCAGGAGGAAGAGGCCGGCCUUCUCCAGAAAGGCCAACAGCGUGUCCAGCAACCACACCUUCUCCAGCAACACCACCCGGGAGACACUGUACUAGGGCCUGGUGGAGGCGGCGGGAGGCCGGGAGGAAGCCAGUCUCUUGGCCUCACCCCACGACACUCAGAGCAGCAGCCCCCGCCCAGACCCUUGGUGGGGUCAGCCAGAGGCCAGUCUGAGGCCUGGGACCGGCACCCGUGUCCCAGAGGCCGCGUUUCUUCUCAGCUACCCGCCCCAUCCCCCUCCUCUCCUCUCUGAAAGCCAGAACAAGAGGUUGUUCCUCUCCCUGAUCCGAAA
This is a messenger RNA of Galeopterus variegatus (Sunda flying lemur), 890 nucleotides long. RefSeq names its product neurotensin receptor 1 (high affinity) (gene NTSR1). Lineage: Eukaryota; Metazoa; Chordata; Mammalia; Dermoptera; Cynocephalidae. Bases 1 to 654 code for a protein of 217 amino acids. The transcript has 4 exons. Gene Ontology annotation, biological process: neuropeptide signaling pathway. Gene Ontology annotation, molecular function: G protein-coupled neurotensin receptor activity. The record is from RefSeq and is a predicted model, not a curated record. Gene Ontology annotation, cellular component: plasma membrane.